Messenger RNA from Linum trigynum, 4890 nucleotides. NCBI's taxonomy places the organism in Eukaryota, Viridiplantae, Streptophyta, Magnoliopsida, Malpighiales, Linaceae. The record is from the annotation of a GenBank genome assembly.
CAGAUAUAUUUGCAGAAGACAAGUUGACACAGAUCUAAUUUAUAAUUUGCUCACACCUUUGAAACUUGACCAUUAAUGGCCAGCAAAUCGUGAAUUAUGUAUAUGCAUUCUGCCUUCUUGUUGUCCACAAUGUCAAUCACCAUCUUGCCAAGAAGUAAGAUAAACUUGACACGAGAAACAAAUAUAUCAGUCAUGGAAGCAGCUCAAUAAACAUGUCGUAUAACAAUGAAAAUUACUUGCAAGAUAAAUAAAACAUUCACCUCCAACCGAUUAGGAAAUCUCAUUUGAACACUCUGAAUGUUAAAACUCUUAUCCACCAAGUAGCAAUCUUCCAAACUUAUAAUCAUCAUGUAGGGUUUCCCAACAUGGUUAAAGGACGCAUAAUAAUGAGAGGUUGAAUCCUUUAGUACUAUGCUCAAGUUAUCACUGUAUAACAAACAAACAAAAACAUGAGUGAAACUAAUAGAAAUUCACAAGCAAAAGCAACAUCAAAACCAUAUUAUGUCAAAUCGGGUCAAAGAGCGUGGCUCAAACAAUUGUGCAAUUUCUCUUUGCCUCUGAAAUAAAAUGUUAAGUUGUUAGUAUUUCGUUGUUAGCCAAAACAAAUAGUGGAGAGAAUAAAUUAUGGCAACCACAGUAACAUUCGAAGAUAUGCUCAUAGCAAGUCUUCUUCAGUUUAGUGGCCAGCUCUCGACUUAUUGGAGCUCCCAAAGGAUUGGUAUUCACCAUCUUAAGACCUUGAGAUGUAACUUAGACAGUAUCAACUCAAAAUCAUCAAAAGCGACCUAGAAAGAAGUUAGCAACAGUACAUGAAAGUAUUGAAGAGGAUCUUCACCCAACAUUAACCUAAGGAGAAAAUGAGAUAGUAGAAGCACUUCAUCUUUAACUAUUUUACUAAAUCGAUCCAUUUUAAUGACUAAAGUGGUCUCUAGUUAUCAAGUCUACAUAAUAAUAGAGUUGCUGAACCACUCAACCAGAAUACAAGGCUACUACACAUCUUCUCCUAGUUGGGGAUGAAGAGAUUUAGGAAAAAGAAGCAGUACCAAGGAAACGAUACUAGUUUCUUAUCUAAUUUACUAAACCAAGCAGUUUCAGUACUGCAGCUAACUCGAGCUGCGAACUCCACCUAUGAAGAGACUCGGAGAUUAUAACGAUCGAACUCCAGCAGGAAAACAAGAGUGGAAUACAUAAAACCUACGCCUGCUAUGAACUCGACCUUUUAUAAAAACAGGUAAGCACCUACUACAUUCCACAUUUGAAGAUUUAGUUAGUAGAAAUGCAUAUACACCAUCAUCAAAUUGACAAGUAUCCACUCAGUGAUCCAUAUCCAUGAAAACAUAAUCAAGUUACCAUCAGCAACACAGAGUUGCUUAAAAAUCAGCAUGAAUCUAUUUCCUUGCCCUUUACUAACCUGCAGUUGCUGCAAUUGAACACCAGCAGAACAGCUGCAGUCAUACAGGCUACCCACAUUCCUAAGAACAGUUUCUAAUCUGAAUGAUACAUGGAAACACCAGACAAGCUUUCCUUAGACCAGCAGAUUUGCAUACAGUCUUCUGAACAAAGAACAGGAACAAUCCAUUGUAUAUAUGAUGCUACCCAGAAUCCACCAGCUCAAACAUUGACUACCCCAAUCCCUCCUCAACCCAGUCUGAGGCUCGAGCCCAGCUCCAUCCCCAGCUUGCCCCAGCAAGCCAUUGGAGGUAGAUUUUCGUAAGUAUGUGAACAAGCGACUUUCUUGUAAGAACUGCAGGGGUACUUUCAUUGUUGUGGACUCCAGUUACUGGAUCGUUUCCCUACAAUCCUUGGACUUAUGUCGCUACUGCAAAUGGAUACCCAAAUUACAAUGGGGUUUCUUGUAUCCCCACCACGACGAAUACUACGAUGGGGUUUUUUCCUUUCAUGCAUAUCAUUAUCCCCGAAUCAUGUUCUUAGUUCUAAAUAGUUAUCAUUCAAAUUUAACAAGAAAAAGGAAUCUCACAAUUUAUGAAUCAAUUAAGUGCUUGAAAAAUACACAUUGAUCGAUCCAUGAAAUAAUUGACCGGUGGAAUUGCAUUACCACUGCACAGUUGAUAUCAUACUCGUAUCAUGUAUCUUUUUUUCAAUUAAUUGUUGUUAUAUUACCAUUAUCUUUGGUAUAUUAGUCUAUAGUUAGCUCCUUAGCCUAACCUCUCAAGUAGUUUCAUUUUAUCUCUGGACUUUAUUAAUCUCAAUGGGGUGAGCACUAAUCAGUAGCGGACCCAGAAAAUCUUACAAGGGUGUUCAAGAAUAUAACACAAACUUAAUCUAUAUUACGCACAAUGUCAUUUUUUCAAUAACAAAUCAUAUGUGUUUUCACAUUUUGAAAAUUUUGAAAAUUAUAUUUAUUAUUUAUGUCAUGACUCGCAAUGCAGUCAAAAUUAUGAUUCUAUGUAAAAGAGUUUUGGUGACCUAGAGUAUAGAUUCUGACUAUACUUGUAAAUGAAAAACGAGAAUCUACAUAGAAUCAUUUUGGUGACCUAAAAGUGUAAAAGGUAAGAACGUAAACGUUUAAGUUUUAAAGCACGAUUUGGACUAUGACUCGUAUCUCUUUCAAUAAAUGCAGCCAAUAAAUCACAAGGUUUCGAUAAUAAAAAAAUGCAGCCAAUAAAUCACUGACAUAUUGAUAUCUCAUCCUAUGAAAAUUGAGAUAGAAUAGAGUUGUUAAGAGAGCUUUUUCAAAGAGGAAUAAAAAGAAUUAACGAAAGAAUUGAAUUUGAAAUAAUUAAUAUAUUUGUAAAUUAAUUCACGUUGUUCAAAUACAAGUGGUAACAAAUACAUUAGUUUGGAGUUUAAAAGAAAGACGCAAUUAUAAAUUACAAGGGUUGUCAAAUAAUAUAGUGUUUAAUACUAACAUGAUGAACAAUAAAUAUUUCCACUACUUCUUAAUCCUAAAUAAGAGCUAAGGUUAAUCAAUUGAAUACCCUUAGCAUAACAUGGGUCCGCCACUGGCAUUAAUCAAUGGUGUACCUUAAUUAAUUGAAUGUCUGACUUCAUGUUACUUAAACUCUUUUCUCAUAGAUGCUUCUGUUGUAUUCGGCGCCCAGGCCAUAGGUGUAUUAUCCUGAUUGCUAUUUGGUUCUAAUCGAGCAUUAAUCGUCAUAAGUUGAUUUAGAUUGGAUUAGUUGAGAUGAACUUAUCUAGAAUGAUAGGGGUGAUUUGUUAUGAAUUCAGAGUCUUCAAUGAAGACUAGUUUUCUAAGUAUCUUUGUUUGUGAGUAGCUUUUUCGGUAAUUUAAGGUGGACCAAUUGUGUUUUGUCAUUUUAUUUUAGCUAUUAUAUGGGUUACCCGCGGGUACCCGUUAUCCGUCUGGUACGGGUAAUGGGUAUCCGUUAACCAAUAAGAGUUUGGGACAUGGGAUGGAGUUCCCUCUUCAAAUGGGAACUAGCUUUUUACCCGGCCUGUUAGCCGGUGAGUUUCAUUUUAUCAUUUAUAUUAAUCAAUUUAUCUAUAUGUUUAAACUAUUUUGGAUCUUCUACAUUUUUUACAUUUGCAUUCAUGCGUGAGUAUGCAGUGCGUCUGUAAAUUAAAAAUUCUCAAUGCUUAGCAUGUUCACUUAUUAUAUUUCAAUUCUCUGAUCAUAAAUCAUGUCACAAAGAUAUAUCACGAUACUCAAAUGCGUGAGUAUGUGGUGCGUCUAUAAAUUAAAACAACGAUACUCAAAUUUUUUUAUCUUAUACAAUAUAUGUCAUUCAAUGAAUCUCGAGUUUAAACAAACUCUCAACCAAUGAUGUUGCUCAGAUGACGACAACUUAGUUAGAAUGUUUUUAUAAAGGUACUUCAAUAUUAGGUAAAUUUGGUCAUCCCAAUUGAAAGUUUAUUGUCUUAUUGUAAGAUCAUAUUUGUCGAUCAAGACACUCAAUUUAAUAUCUUAUACAAUAUGUACCAAUUGUUAAUUCCUGAAGUUUAAUUUAGACUCACUCUCAACGAAUGAUCGUUGUUUAGAUGUUGGUUUAGAAUCUCGGUCCAAGAUACUCACACACUGUCGAGGGUUCUAAUCUUAACAUGGUCCAUUGGUGUAUAAUUUUCUAACUUAUCAAAUAUGCAUUUGCUUAAACUUAUACUAAUACCUUCAGUUUGUUGGUGUAAUGCCACAUCUAUUGUCAAUAUCUAAGCAUGAUACUAUACUCUAAGUAAGAACAUGCUAUUUGGACCACGAAUUAACCGGAUUUGUGGGCAUGAUACUAUACCCUAAUUCUUGAUGAGUGAACCCUAUGUCUUAGUUAUAUAAAUCAUAGAGCUUAACCCCUAAGAUUGUGCAUGUAAUAUGUUGCAUAUAUUUUGACGAAGCAUGACCGUUGAUUUUUGUUUAUAAUUAAAUUGAUCUUAGGGUAUGAGAUUUAUGAAUUUAAGACCUAGAUUUUAAUCUUGAAGGGUUUGAGAAUAAUACCAUAUGCCAAACUCCAGUCAAUUCAAGGUCUAGAUAUCAUUUUCUUACUCAAAGUAUGUUAUAAUAUACAUAUAUAAAUAUAAAGAGUUUAAUGUAUUUCUAAGUGUAAUUAACACCUUUGUUUGACCGAAAUAUGUAAACUAUUAAGAAAAAUAAGGGGAAAUAUGAACAAAUGUAAGAGAAAAUAAGGUAUGGAAGCAUGCAUUAUAAGAGAGAAGAAAAGUUGUUUUUCUUUAUCGCCUUCAUUUGUAUAAUCAUGUACUAUAUUAUGACUUCGUCAAGUUUCUAUCUAAAUGAAAAACAACUUUUGAAGCAUUUUGCUAUUUAAUACUUGUUUUCAUUAAUAGAUACAAACAUUAGAAAAAGAUAGUGUUUGAUAACCAAAACAUAAAAUUAUAUAGUUGGUUUUUCAAAUUCAAUUAAUUAUUAAAUGUUGAUUAUCUAAACUUCACUGUAUUAAGUUCUAAUAAAAAUUAAAAUUAAAA